Messenger RNA from Daldinia caldariorum, 249 nucleotides. RefSeq lists its product as uncharacterized. The transcript is spliced from 2 exons. Lineage: Eukaryota; Fungi; Ascomycota; Sordariomycetes; Xylariales; Hypoxylaceae. The record is from RefSeq and is a predicted model, not a curated record. The coding region runs from base 1 to 249 and encodes 82 amino acids.
AUGGACCGCUACGUCCUCCCCGCCGCUUUCAUCACCAUCCUAGCGGGCUUCGCCGCCCUGGGCGCCAGCUGGUGGUGGCACGCGCCCGAGGUCGGGGAGCUGGGGGAGGCCGCCACGUGCACGCCGGGCAUGCGCGUCUGCGUCCCCGCCACCGUCGGCCCCGGCGAGGAGGACGGCGGUUGGGACGGAGGGAUUAUGGGGUGUUGGGAAGGGGUGCGGAAGGUGGUGGGGGGUUGUGAUGUAGGGUAG